GCCAUCCCCGCUCCGUGAGGCAAUCCCAGAAGUAGGAAAAAAGCAAUAAUGAGAAUUACAAAAAGAAAAAUAAAUCAUUAGAGCGCCUGAGUAACGCCGUGGAUGUAACAACAACAGCAAUAAUUGCUGAGCGGAAUAAUGACUUUAUCUGGGGCAGCGAGAGGUGGAGGGAAUUUUUGUCGGAUCAUUCAUCGGCCAAAGAUGUUUCAGCUCCAGCUGAUUGCAAAAGAAAAGGUAUAAAAACCCUCUCGGCUCUGGGGCUGCUCCAGCCGAUCCUCCCCACUCGCUCCGAGCUCCACAGGGCCCAUUCUCCAUCCCGUCGGUCUCCGGCCUCGUCGCAGCCCCGUCCCCGUUGGCAGAAGAUGUUUUCCUCCAGGCAGAGCUCCAGCUGGCGCUGCCUGGCGCCCUGCGGCGUCUCCUGUCCCCAGCCCUGCGUGGACGCCUGGAGCCAGCCCUGCGUCACCUCGUGCGGGGACUCGCGGGCUGUCAUCCACCCCCCGCCCGUGGUCAUCACCUUCCCGGGGCCCAUCCUCAGCUCCUGCCCGCAGGAGAGCCUGGUGGGAUCCUCGGUGCCCUGCCUGGGAUCCGGAAACUUCCAGGGAUCCGGAAACUUCCUGGCAUCCGGCGCUUCCUACGGCUCCUACGGUUAUGGGAGGUCCUACUCGUCCUACGGAUCCUCUGGAUUUGGGUCUGGGAGCUGCAGGCCCUGUUAAAGAUCCGAGGGAUGAGCGGGAAGGAGCCGCCACGGAGCGUCCAGAGAUCCUGGAGCAUCCUCAGCCCCGCCUCCAUAAAUCCCAACAAUUCCUGGAGCAUCCUCAGCCCUGCGCUUUUCACACAAAUUCCUUUUUCUGGCUCUUUUUUUUUUUUUCCCGCCCUUCCCUGCAGGUCCUGAAAAAAUCGACCUUGGAAUCGUCCUGGCCGUGGCUGGGAGCAGGAUGAGGUCGCGUCACCUUCCCACGCCCACGGAAUUCCAGGAGUCAACCCUGUGGAAUUCCCAGCCCUGCAGCGAUCCUUUCCCUCAUUCCCCCUGCCCCUGUGGCAUUUUCCAUCCCCACCGGGAUAUUUUUGCUUCCUCCUUUCUCAUUAAACCAUCGUGCAUCAAAAUCCAGAGUUUUUCUGUGGUUUUUAAUCCUAAUUUUGGGGGGUUUUCUGCCAUUCUGGGUGAGCUUUUUUUUUUUUUUUCCGGUGCCUUUCCACAUCUGGAAGGUGGCACAAAGUCAUUCCGUGAGGGAUAAAGGUGUCUUGGAACCCUCCCAAUUCCAAAUUGGAAUUCUUGGGAUUUCUUGGAACCCUCCCAAUUCCAAACUGGAAUUCUUGGGACUUCUUGGAACCCUCCCCAAUUCCAAAUUGGAAUUCUUGGGAUUUCUUGGAACCCUCCCAAUUCCAAAUUGGAAUUCUUGGGAUUUCUUGGAACCCUCCCAAUUCCAAAUUGGAAUUCUUGGGACUUCUUGGAACCCUCCCCAAUUCCAAAUUGGAAUUCUUGGGACUUCUUGGAACCCUCCCCAAUUCCAAAUUGGAAUUCUUGGGAUUUCUUGGAACCCUCCCAAUUCCAAAUUGGAAUUCUUGGGACUUCUUGGAACCCUCCCAGUUCCAUUGGGAUCCUCCCUCGGGGCAGGCGCGGCCGUUCCCUGCUCCCAAGGAAAGUCAAACUCGGAUUAUUUGUGUCUCAACGCCUGCCCCGGGCUG
Messenger RNA from Prinia subflava (tawny-flanked prinia), 1686 nucleotides. RefSeq names its product scale keratin-like. The transcript is spliced from 2 exons. Lineage: Eukaryota; Metazoa; Chordata; Aves; Passeriformes; Cisticolidae. The record is from RefSeq and is a predicted model, not a curated record. Gene Ontology annotation, cellular component: intermediate filament. Bases 363 to 713 code for a protein of 116 amino acids. Gene Ontology annotation, molecular function: structural constituent of cytoskeleton.